UCAUAUAGCCUAGCAGUAUUUUCCACUCUUCAGUCCACUCUUUAUGACAGCAGACUGUGGAGCCCCAGUUAGAGACAGACAUGAUACCUGCAGUGGUACUGAUGACCCUGUUCUGGUUCACAGAUCUCCAGGCUCAAAGCUUCAGUCCACCAGAUCUCCAGGCUCAAAGCGUCAGUCCAUCAGCUGAAGACUUCGUCAGACUGGUGAAUGGGACCACUUCCUGUUCUGGGACAGUGGAAGUCUUCUACAGAGGAGAGUGGUUGGGUCUUUGUACUAGUGGGUGGUGGAGAAUGAUCAGAGAGGUUAAGGUUGUGUGUAGAGAGAUGACCUGUGGGAAUCCUGUAUCUGUAUCUAGAGGACCACUGAUUGAAGAUGGAAGAAGAGGACUCAGACUAUAUGGGUGUCGUGGAAAUGAGUCUUCUAUUAGACUGUGUGGCAGAAGAGGACCUGGUGUCUGUAAUGGUGGAUAUUAUCAUCAUGUGACCUGUUCAGACUCUGUGCGUCUUGUGGGUGGAGCUGGUCUCUGCUCUGGGAGAGUGGAGGUGAAGUCCAAUCAGUCCUGGGCCUCAGUGUGUGAAGCUGACUUUGACCAGCAGGAUGCAGAGGUAGUCUGUAGGGAUGUUGGCUGUGGGGCUCCUGCAGCUCUACAGGGGGGGCUCUAUGGAGAAGGUGAGGGUCAGACCUGGGAUAAAGAGUUCCGGUGUAAAGGCAAAGAGUCCCUUCUCCUGGACUGUGACACCUCAGACAGAGAGAACAACACGUGCCUACCUGGUAAUGCUGUUGGACUCACCUGCUCAGAGCCUGAUGAUGUGAGGCUGGUUGGAGGAGGCAGUCGCUGUGCUGGUGGAGUAGAGUGGUACGACCAGGGAGAGUGGAGGACUGUGGGAGCUGAUGACAGGAACCAGAGGGAUGUAGCUGCAGUAGUGUGUAGACAGCUGGGUUGUGGCUCCACUGUUUCAGUACCACCUGGAAACACCACAAGAGGGAUUAGAGUUUCCUGUUCUGGGUCUGAGUCUUCACUGAGGGAGUGUUGGAGAACAUAUGAUCUCCGUCCUGGACUCACAGUGAUCUGCUCAGGUAAUAACAAGAUACACUAUGUGGCCAAAAGUAGGUGGACAUUAGGUGGCACGUCUAGGAGCAACAACGGCUCAGCUGCAAAACGCCAAUACAGGGCUAAGACUGAAUCAUUCUACACCAGCUCCAACGCAGGGCUUGUGGCAGGGCUUGCAAACUAUUACAGACUACAAAGGAAGCACAGCCGCGAGCCUCCCAGUGAGACAAGCCUAGCAGACAAGCUAAAUCACUUCUGUGCUCGCUUCGAGGCAAAUCACCUGGUCCAGCCUGAUAUCUUCCUGACUGACCCAAUGGGAGGGGUCUUCAGGGGCCACCAGGGGCCCGAGAUGUUCAGGGGCUACAACUUCACCAUCACCUGCUCCACUCAGCCACAGUACCCAGGAGGCUCCUUCCUCCUCACGUUCACCGGCUCCAACAGAACCCAGACCCAGCCAGCUGUCAAUCACUCUGCUGCCUUCCUCUUCCCUGCUGCAGAUGACUCCCAACAAGGGAACUACAGCUGUGUUUAUGAGAAUGAUGUUUUCGCUCAUAACUUCUCCUCUGAGAGUGAGCUCCUCUCCCUCACCAUCACAGGUGGAGGGGAGUGGGCUCUGUACGUAACGCCGCUCGAUGUCCGCAUCCAGCUCCCACACUACCGGUGCCACCAGGCAAGAGGCCGAAAUUCGGGAGUGGGAGGUGAUCUAUGGACCGCCUCCUCUGUGUCAUACAUCCGGGACAGUGCGUUGCCUUCGCGUUCUGGGAACCUGGGUUCAGUCUCCACCUUGCUCCCGUCUCCACCUUGCCUGGAUGGUUCAGUCCCACCUUGCCUGGCGAGGGUUCAGUCCGAGGUAAGGGUUCAGAGCUUGCCUCAGGUGACCACCUUGCCUGGCGAGGGUUCAGUCUCCACCUUGCCUGCAGGGUUCCGCCCGGGCGAGGGUGUACCUCCUGGCGAGGGUUCAGUGGUGGCAGUCCAGAUGGCGAGUAAUGGGUUCAGUCUCCACCUUGCCUGUGUGGCAUCAAGAGGACCUGGUGUCUGUGAUGGUGGAUAUUAUCGUCAUGUGACCUGUUCAGAGUCUGUGCGGCUUGUGGAUGGAGCUGGUCUCUGCUCUGGGAGAGUGGAGGUGAAGUCCAAUCAGUCCUGGGCCUCAGUGUGUGAAGCUGACUUUGACCGGCAGGAUGCAGAGGUAGUCUGUAGGGAUGUUGGCUGUGGGGCUCCUGCAGCUCUACAGGGGGGGCUCUAUGGAGAAGGUGAGGGUCAGACCUGGGAUAAAGAGUUCCAGUGUAAAGGCAAAGAGUCCCUUCUCCUGGACUGUGACACCUCAGACAGAGAGAACAACACCUGCCUACCUGGUAAUGCUGUUGGACUCACCUGCUCAGAGCCUGAUGAUGUGAGGCUGGUAGGAGGAGGCAGUCGCUGUGCUGGUGGAGUGGAGUGGUACGACCAGGGAGAGUGGAGGACUGUGGGAGCUGAGGACUGGGAUGUAGCUGCAGUAGUGUGUAGACAGCUGGGUUGUGGCUCCAAUGUUUCAGUACUACCUGGAAACACCACUAGAGGGUUUGGAGUUUCCUGUUCUGGGUCUGAGUCUUCACUGAGGGAAUGUUGGAGAACUUAUGAUCUCCGUCCUGGACUCACAGUGAUCUGCUCAGAUCUCCUGGUCCAGCCUGAUAUCUUCCUGACUGACCCAAUGGGAGGGGUCUUCAGGGGCCACCAGGGGCCCGAGAUGUUCAGGGGCUACAACUUCACCAUCAUCUGCUCCACUCAGCCACAGUACCCAGGAGGCUCCUUCCUCCUCACGUUCACCGGCUCCAACAGAACCCAGACCCAGCCAGCUGUCAAUCACUCUGCUGCCUUCCUCUUCCCUGCUGCAGAUGACUCCCACCAAGGGAACUACAGCUGUGUUUAUGACAAUGAUGUUUUCUCUCACAACUUCUCCUCUGAGAGUGAGCUCCUCUCCCUCACCAUCACAGAAGAGGAGGUCUUCUGGACGGAGAAAGAAGUUCUCCCGAAAGAGGAGGAGGAAGAGAAGGAUGUUUCAAUACAAAAACAAGUAGAGGGUGAAGCUGUUCCCGUGAAAGAAGAAGAGAAAGACGUUUCAGUGGAAGAAAAGGAAGACUCGUUCAGAUUGAAAGAGGAGGAGGCGGAGAUGACUGUCACAUCGGAGAGACGUGACUAUCGUGGAUCCUCUGGGGAGCCUCAACAACAUCAUGAAGCUGACGAGGCAGAGAAGAGUCCCUCCCGAUCAGAACACCUCAAGAAACACCCUGACUUGUGUAUGUCAGUGGAGCCCCAGUUAGAGACAGACAUGAUACCUGCAGUGGUACUGAUGACCCUGUUGUGGAGCACAGAUCUCCAGGCUCAAAGCGUCAGUCCACCAGAUAAAUACUCAGUCAGACUGGUGAAUGGGACCACUUCCUGUUCUGGGACAGUGGAAGUCUUCUACAGAGGAGAGUGGUUGGGUCUAUGUUUUAGGUGGUGGGACAUGAUGAGAGAGGUUAAGGUUGUGUGUAGAGAGCUGGACUGUGGGAAUCCUGUAGCUGAAUCUAGAGGACCUCUGAUUGAAGAUGGAAGAAGAGGAGUCACGAUGUGGAGUUGUAGGAGAGAUGAGUCUUCUACUAGACGGUGUAACAUCAUAGAAGGACCUGGUGUCUGUGAUGGUGGAUAUUAUCGUCAUGUGACCUGUUCAGACUCUGUGCGGCUUGUGGAUGGAGCUGGUCUCUGCUCUGGGAGAGUGGAGGUGAAGUCCAAUCAGUCCUGGGCCUCAGUGUGUGAAGCUGACUUUGACCGACAGGAUGCAGAGGUAGUCUGUAGGGAUCUUGGCUGUGGGGCUCCUGCAGCUCUACAGGGGGGGCUCUAUGGAGAAGGUGAGGGUCAGACCUGGGAUAAAGAGUUCCAGUGUAAAGGCAAAGAGUCCCUUCUCCUGGACUGUGACACCUCAGACAGAGAGAACAACACCUGCCUACCUGGUAAUGCUGUUGGACUCACCUGCUCAGAGCCUGAUGAUGUGAGGCUGGUGGGAGGAGGCAGUCGCUGUGCUGGUGGGAGUGGAGUGGUACGACCAGGGAGAGUGGAGGACUAUCUCCUGGUCCAGCCUGAUAUCUUCCUGACUGACCCAAUGGGAGGGGUCUCCAGGGGCCACCAGGGGCCCGAGAUGUUCAGGGGCUACAACUUCACCAUCAUCUGCUCCACUCAGCCACAGUACCCAGGAGGCUCCUUCCUCCUCACGUUCACCGGCUCCAACAGAACCCAGACCCAGCCAGCUGUCAAUCACUCUGCUGCCUUCCUCUUCCCUGCUGCAGAUGACUCCCACCAAGGGAACUACAGAUGUGUUUAUGACAAUUAUGUUUUCUCUCAUAACUUCUCCUCUGAGAGUGAGCUCCUCUCCCUCACCAUCACAGCUGAACUCCCAGUCAGACUGGUGAAUGGGACCACUUCCUGUUCUGGGACAGUGGAAGUCUUCUACAGAGGAGAGUGGUUGGGUCUAUGUUUUAGGUGGUGGGACAUGAUGAGAGAGGUUAAGGUUGUGUGUAGAGAGCUGGACUGUGGGAAUCCUGUAGCUGAAUCUAGAGGACCUCUGAUUGAAGAUGGAAGAAGAGGAGUCACGAUGUGGAGUUGUAGGAGAGAUGAGUCUUCUAUUAGAUGGUGUGACAUCAUAGGAGGACCUGGUGUCUGUGAUGGUGGAUAUUAUCGUCAUGUGACCUGUUCAGAGUCUGUGCGUCUUGUGGAUGGAGCUGGUCUCUGCUCUGGGAGAGUGGAGGUGAAGUCCAAUCAGUCCUGGGCCUCAGUGUGUGAAGCUGACUUUGACCGGCAGGAUGCAGAGGUAGUCUGUAGGGAUCUUGGCUGUGGGGCUCCUGUAGCUCUACAGGGGGGGCUCUAUGGAGAAGGUGAGGGUCAGACCUGGGAUAAAGAGUUCCAGUGUAAAGGUAAUGAGUCCCUUCUCCUGGACUGUGACACCUCAGACAGAGAGAACAACACUUGCCUACCUGGUAAUGCUGUUGGACUCACCUGCUCAGGUAAGAAACACUUUGUCACUCAGUCAACAUUGUUUCUCACCUGGAGUGAAAAAUAUGAG
Messenger RNA from Oncorhynchus masou masou (cherry salmon), 5123 nucleotides. Its product is annotated as scavenger receptor cysteine-rich type 1 protein M130-like. The record is from RefSeq and is a predicted model, not a curated record. Gene Ontology annotation, cellular component: plasma membrane. Gene Ontology annotation, biological process: zymogen activation. Gene Ontology annotation, molecular function: serine-type endopeptidase activity. The transcript has 24 exons. The annotation marks the transcript as partial. NCBI's taxonomy places the organism in Eukaryota, Metazoa, Chordata, Actinopteri, Salmoniformes, Salmonidae.